UUUUGCCCGGAACGUCGAUUCUCCUGUUCCUUACACAUUUUUUUCAGAUAUAGUCUGGCAUGUCAUGGAUGGAUCUUUGUGUAGUUGCCUCGAGCCCCUCUAAUCUGUUUGGUAAUUUGCCCGUGGACAGUUCGUCUCCUUUCUCUCCCUGUUUCUGACUCCUGAGUUGAAGUGCUUUCACAGUUGAGUCAUUUGUGCAACUUAGUGUUUGAUUCCAGUUUGUGAGAUAUUCUUUCCGUGUCGGUAGAAUCUGGCAGAGCACACUCUGCUCAGAUCGCUGGCUGGGUUGGAGCUACGCAGUGGGUUUGCUGACUUGGAGGUAACUUAUUUUCCAGUCCCAUUUUAUCAAAGUGAAGAAGUAACUGAAGUGCCGGAAGUAUGUCAGAGGCACCAGUGUGUGGUGAGAAAAUGAAGCUUUCUGAGUAUUUUGCACGAAUUGGCUACACACGACCUUCCUACAACACUGACCUGGAGACACUAAGCAUAAUACUUGAAAAACAUGUCACAUCUAUUCCCUAUGAAAAUCUCAGUCCACACUGUGGAGAAACAAUUGAGCUCAACAUGGAAGCGAUCUUUAAUAAAAUGGUGAGGAAGCAUCGAGGUGGCUGCUGUGUGGAACAUAAUGCAUUAUUCUGGUGGGUACUAAAGGAGAUGGGGUACGAAGUGAUGUUUAUACCAGUAAGAGUGUACAAACCAGCAAAGGAUAGUUAUGAAUCCUACCCAUCUCAUUGUGUCCUCAUAAUCACCAUUGAUUCCAAGCAUUACAUGGCUGAUGUGGGCUUUGUUUCAUCCAACCAAAUGCGACAACCCCUGGAGCUGGUAUCAGGCAAAGAGCAGACUCAGUUUCCAGGUACAUACCGUCUGACUGAAGAUAACAAUAUCUGGUAUAUGGAGAAAACUGUAAGAAAAAUUCACAUUGAAGGUCAAAGCACUAACAGUGAGUCUCUGCAGAACCAACGUUCCUACCAAAAACUCUUUUGCUUUGACCUCAAAUCUUGUAGAAUUGAGGAUUUUCAAGACAAAUUAACCUACUUAAUAACAACUCCUGGGGCCAUAUUUAAAGAAUUAUCCUUUGUUUGCUAUCAAACCCAGAAUGGCAUAAAAACUCUGAAGGGUACAACCUACACUGAACAGAUCUAUAAUGGGAAAGAUGGGAAGGACCUGAGAACCUCCGUAACUCUGACUGAAGAGGAAUUACAACAUGCAAUCAAGGAGACAUUCAACUUGGUUUUGGACAAGAAGAUAACACCUGUGAAUAAUUUUACUUGUUUCCUGAUUGAAUAACAUCAGAUAAUAAUCUCCAGCAUCAUAUUUCUCUUCUGAAUGUUAAUGCAUUAUAGGAGUUCAGAUCUGUCAAAUUUACCAAUUUCAUUGGGGAAUAAAUCAGUAAUUUUAUUAGGACUUGUACAAUGAUAUCAUGCAUGAAAAAUCAAUUUAUAGAUUUAAAGAUUAAUCAUUUUAUAGUUAAAUGAUGGCAAUUUAUAGAUUUACCUUUUAUUUUAUUAGGGUGAAGUGAAAUUAGUUUACUGGUUUCAAUGGGUGCUGCUCUCCAAUGUAUUGAUGACAUAAAAUGCAAACUACUCAUCCACAAUCUCAUCAACUAAUUAAAAGCCUUGGACUUUGUUUUUUCAGAGAAAAAUAAUUUUAAAAUAAGCUGGGACAUAAAAUGAUUACUAACCUGAAAAUUUACUAAGGGAUUUCUAAAUAGCAUUAUCUAAAGCAGCUUGAAAAGGUUAUCUCGGGGUAAAUACCUGAACAUGAAUAUUAAUCAACUAGAAGGUAUAGCCGACAUUGAGAUCUUCAAGUAUCUCUGGUGAUGAAGCUUUUCGAAUACCUUUCAUUGCUGAAACAAAAAUUUAAAUCUGAAAUGUCCUCCAGGGGAGGAUUUCUAUAGCAAAGAACAACACGGGGAUAUCUGAGAAUGAGCCAUCAAAAUUCUCUGGAAAAAAAUUGAUUGUCGUCUUUGUGACCCAACAGCCAGGUACAAAAACCUCCUGUGAGAAGCCAUCUUUAUAAACCUGCUGGUAUUGCUCCAGGGGAGAAAAAGACAGCCAAAAGCUUGGAGUAGUAUGCAGUAACAUCAGGAAGAAGGAAUUUCUGUGGUGACUGCUUCUGCAAAAAGUGAUCAUUUCUGAGAGAGAGUUGAUGGCAAACCAAGAGAUUUCCACAUUUUUAAAAGCUGACAUAGAACUGUUUCCAGAUGAACCACCAGUUCGGCAUUUAAUUCCUUCAUUUUUUAAAAAAAGAACUUUUUUUUAAACCCCUAUUCAACCUUUACCCCACCUUGUGCAAUUUGAUACAGUUAUACCUUUCGCUGAGGAUCUUAACAAAUAAAUUUAAA
Hemiscyllium ocellatum (epaulette shark) is the source of this 2341-nucleotide messenger RNA. RefSeq names its product arylamine N-acetyltransferase, pineal gland isozyme NAT-10-like. Bases 379 to 1284 code for a protein of 301 amino acids. Gene Ontology annotation, molecular function: acetyltransferase activity. Lineage: Eukaryota; Metazoa; Chordata; Chondrichthyes; Orectolobiformes; Hemiscylliidae. The transcript has 3 exons. The record is from RefSeq and is a predicted model, not a curated record.